AUGCUACCACCGGGUUCGGUCAAGGAUGAGGAUGAUGUUGUAAAUGUUAAUAGCCAUUCAUCAAGCAUACAUUCAUCUUAUAAACGAGCACACAAAUCGCCUGUAAUGAAGCGGAAGGUAGAGUCUAAAUCCAGAUCUGGUAAGACGACUAAAGUAUCUAAACUCAACAGGAACCAAAAGCCUGGCCGCACCCACUCAGAUGGACGACAGACGAAGAGUGUCGGAGAAUCUCUUCAAACCGCCAUGGCAGAAAGCAUGAAAAUGAUACAAUAUGGCUCGCGUGAGAAUAUGAGAGAAUUUCUCUCCAUACUGCAGAAGCCAACGCUGGUGGCGCAG
Molecule: messenger RNA, 336 nt
Organism: Sphaeroforma arctica JP610
Lineage: Eukaryota; Ichthyosporea; Ichthyophonida
Exons: 2
Source: RefSeq, a predicted model, not a curated record